Alternaria burnsii is the source of this 633-nucleotide messenger RNA. Its product is annotated as fes1-domain-containing protein. The transcript has 2 exons. The record is from RefSeq and is a predicted model, not a curated record. Lineage: Eukaryota; Fungi; Ascomycota; Dothideomycetes; Pleosporales; Pleosporaceae. Bases 1 to 633 code for a protein of 210 amino acids.
AUGAACGAUCCAGGACUAAACAACCUCCUCAAAUGGGGUAUUCAAAACUCCGAGGCCUCGCGCACCGAUGUCGCCGCCGCCGACCAACCGCCGCCACAACUCGACGCUGAGGCGCUGCAACGGCUCAUGACUGGAGUGUCAGGUCCCUCGGAUGCGCAAUUGAUGCAAGAAAGUAUGCAAGUCAUUCAAAACGAGGAGGCAGAACUGGAGCACCGGGUAACCGCAUUCGACAACUUUGAGCAACUCAUUGAGAACCUCGACAACGCGAACAACAUCGAGAGCCUAGGACUGUGGACGCCUCUUGUGGAACAACUGGAGAACAAAGACGCUGAACUCCGACGCUACGCUGCAUGGUGUUGCGGUACUGCCGUCCAGAACAACAUCAGAACACAAGAACGGCUCCUUGUAGUCGGCGCUAUCCCUACCCUCGUUCGUAUGGCAACCUCAGAUGUCGAGAACAAGGUCCGCAAGAAGGCCAUCUUCGCCCUUUCGUCAUCCGUUCGCAACUUCCAGGCCGCGCUCGAUGCCGCCGUUGAGCACAUGCCUGCCGAGUUCAAGCCCCAACAAAAGUUGGACGCUAACGACAUGGAAUCAGUCGACGUUUUGAUCAACAAACUUCGCGAAAGUGUAUAA